GGGGCAGAGGGAGUCCAAGGGCCAGGAGGGAAAAAGGCAGAGGAGGGACCCGGAACCAUGAACUGCAUCAUCCGACCGUGCACGGUGAAGGACUGCAAGGUCAUCCUGCAGUUCAUCAAGGAGAUUGCCGUCCAUUACAGGGUGCCCCCUACCGAAGUGAAAGUCACCCUGGAAGUGCUGAGAGAGGACGGGUUCGGGGCACAACCCCAGUACGACUGCUACGUGGCGGAGCUGCCCCCCCGGCAGACGAACAAGGAGGGUGGCAUCGUGGGCUACGUCCUGUCCAGCUUCACGUACAGCACCUGGAAGGGCAGGAACCUCUACGUGGACAAUCUCUACGUUCAGCCACAGUUCAGAGGCCAGCAGAUCGGGAAGCGGCUGAUCGAGAAGGCUGCCCAGGCAGCCGUGGCCAAGGGCUGUGGCCAGCUCCGUAUGCAUAUAGCCAAGACCAACGAAAUGGGCUUCCUGGCCAGGCAGGGCGGCCAGGAUCUGACAGCCAAGGAGGGCUGGAGCCUCUUCCACUUCAAAGAGGACGCCCUGCGGAGACUGGCGGCCCGGAGCAAAUUUUAGGGGCCUGGGGGGCGGGGCAGAGCCCAGAUGGGU
Molecule: messenger RNA, 603 nt
Organism: Caretta caretta (loggerhead turtle)
Lineage: Eukaryota; Metazoa; Chordata; Testudines; Cheloniidae
Product: thialysine N-epsilon-acetyltransferase-like
Molecular function (GO): N-acetyltransferase activity
Source: RefSeq, a predicted model, not a curated record